Molecule: messenger RNA, 3880 nt
Organism: Chelmon rostratus (copperband butterflyfish)
Lineage: Eukaryota; Metazoa; Chordata; Actinopteri; Chaetodontiformes; Chaetodontidae
Product: ferroxidase HEPHL1
Exons: 20
Coding region: 113-3523 (1136 amino acids)
Biological process (GO): iron ion transport
Cellular component (GO): plasma membrane
Molecular function (GO): copper ion binding; ferroxidase activity
Source: RefSeq, a predicted model, not a curated record
GACGCGCACCGUUACCGCGCUGCUUGCAUGGAAGAGACACCGCAGCUCUUCCGCUCGUCGCUCUUGAACCGAAACCCGCUCAACCCUCCGCCCCGCGUUUGACGGAGCGAUCAUGGCGCGGACUUCGGGGCUGUUUGCGAGCUGUUUGCUGUUGCUUCUCUGCUCCGGUGCGGCGGGGAAGCGCGGCAGGGAGAGAGUUUACUACGUGGGGAUCGUCGAGGACCUGUGGGAUUAUGCGCCCAGUGGAAAAAACCUGCUAAACGGGGAAGACGUCGAAAAUGAUGAGCAUGCAUCUGUAUUCCUGGAAAGAGGACCCCACCGCAUUGGCAGCAUUUAUAAGAAGGCCAUGUUUCGAGAGUAUACAGAUGCUACGUACAGCCGCCUGGCCCCCCGUCCCGCCUGGCUGGGCUUCCUGGGGCCUGUGCUGCGAGCGGAGGUUGAUGACGUCAUAGUGGUCCACCUGAAGAACUUUGCGACCAGGAACUACUCUAUGCAUCCCCAUGGAGUUUUCUAUGAGAAGAAUACAGAGGGGGCGCUCUAUCCAGAUGGGACAUCAAACAGGUUGAAGCAGGACGACGCUGUUCCUCCGGGAGGUAGCUACACCUACCGCUGGGAGGUCAGACCCGAGUUUGCCCCCACAGAUGACGACGCCAACUGCCUGACCUGGGUCUACCACUCUCACCUGGAUGCCCCCAGGGAAAUCGCCUCGGGACUGAUCGGGGCUCUGCUCACCUGCAAGAAAGGAAUCUUGAAGGAGACUAACGAUCCGGUCCAGGGUCAGAACAAGCCAGAGUCUGUGGUGGAGUCCGCCCGAAACGAUGUGGACCAGGAUGUCUUCCUGAUGUUCACUGUGGUGGAUGAAAACCUGAGCUGGUACCUGGAGGACAACAUUCAGAGCUGCACUGAUCCAGAUGGAGUCGACGAAGAAGACCCAGACUUUGAGGAGUCGAACCUGAUGCACGCCAUUAAUGGGUACAUGUUUGGUAACCUGCCCGGAAUCGAGCUAUGCCAGCAGCGUGCAGUAGCCUGGCAUUUGUUCGGCAUGGGUAAUGAGGUGGACAUUCAUUCUGCCUUUUUCCAUGGGAAUACGCUGCUGGACCGUGGCCACCGCACCGACGUCCUCAGCCUGUUCCCAGCCACGUUCGCUACAGCUGAGAUGGUCCCGCAAGCAGAAGGAAAGUGGCUGCUAACCUGCCAGGUUAACGACCAUCUGCAGGCUGGGAUGCAGGCCUUUUAUGAAGUGAAAUCGUGUGGCGGCGAGGUCGGAUCCACAGUGAUGGGCGGUGUUGUGAGGGAAUACUUCCUGGCGGCAGAGAAAGUCCUGUGGAGCUAUGCUCCCUCAGGAAAGGAUCUGAUUAACAAUGUGUCUCUUACUGAGGCCAACAGUGCAUCAGACAUGUUUUUUGGCACAGAACAUGGAAGGAUCGGAGGUCAGUACCAGAAAGUGAUGUACAAGGAGUACACAGACAAUACCUUCACCACCACAAAACCACCAGCACCUGAUUCCCAGCACUUAGGACUCUUAGGUCCGGUCCUGAUGGCAGAGGAAGGGGAUACUCUCAGAGUGACAUUUAUGAAUAGAGCUGACAGGAACUACAGCGUCCAGCCCCACGGCCUGCACUAUGACAAACGCUUUCAGGGAAGCAGCUAUGAGGACGGUGUGGACAAGACAGGCUCCCACGUUGGUCCAGGGGAGAGCUUCACCUACGUCUGGCAGGCGCUAGAAGGUCCAUCUUCAUCCGACUCUCCCUGUAUCCCCUACCUGUACUACUCCGCCACCGACCCUGCUGUGGACACCAACUCUGGCUUAGUGGGACCUCUGCUCGUGUGCAAGAAAGGAGCACUGGGGGAGAAUGGAGCCCAGCAACAUGUUUCAAACAAGUUAAGACAGGAGCUACAAAAGGCUGGGAAAGUUGUGGAAUGCUCCAAAAACACCUGUUUGGAACAUUCCACUGGUCAACAGACGGGUGUCGAUAAGGAGUUCUUCCUUCUGUUUUCUGUCAUGGAUGAAAACAUGAGCUGGUAUUUGAAUGAGAAUAUCGAUAUGUUUGGCAGCACCGACACAAUUCCUUCAGACGAGGACUUUGAGGAGAGCAAUAAGAUGCAUGCUGUAAAUGGGCGUAUGUAUGGGAACCUUCCCGGACUGGAGAUGUGUGUCGGCGACAAAGUUAUGUGGUACACCUUUGGCCUAGGUACAGAGGUGGACAUCCAUGGUGUUUAUUUCGAGGGGAACACCUUCAAGAAACAGAGCACAACACGAGACACUAUCAGCCUGUUCCCUCACACCACGGCUAAUGUCGCCAUGCAGCCAAACACUCCUGGUGUGUACGAGGUGAGCUGCAGAGUAACAGACCACUACUCGGCCGGCAUGAGGCAGCAGUACAGAGUGAACCCCUGCCCGCAACACAAAGUGAAGCACACACGCACAGAGCCAACCAAGAUCGUGCAGUAUUUUAUUAGUGCUGAAGAAGUCGAGUGGGACUACUCACCUGAGAGAGACUGGGAGCUGGAGAAACACCACACCACAUCAGAAGACAGUCCAGGCAGUAUAUUUGUGGAGAACGGGAAAAACAGAAUUGGCUCGCGCUACAAGAAGGCGGUUUACAGAGAAUACACCGAUGACACCUUCAAAGUUCAGAAGAAACGGCAGCCCAGCCAAGAGCACUUGGGAGUUAUUGGGCCAAUCAUCAAAGCCGAGGUUGGAGAGCAGAUCGUGAUCACAUUCAAGAACAAAGCCAGCCGGCCGUACUCCAUUAGCGCACAUGGAGUCAAGGCCAGCGGCGCGCACAUUCCUGUCCAACCUGGCUACAUAAUCGAGUUGACGUGGGAUGUUCCUGAAAGCUCCGGUCCAGGGGUCUCAGAUCCUAACUGCAUCUCUUACGCCUACUACUCCAGUGUUGAUUUCAUUCGGGACCUGUACAGUGGUCUACUGGGGCCCCUGGUGAUAUGCAGGCCCGGCACUCUGCAGCACGGUGAGGGGUCCGACAGACAGAGGGCUGAUGUGGAGAAGGAGUUUGCUCUGCUCUUCAUGGUGCACGAUGAAAACCAGUCCUGGUACUUGGACGACAACAUCAAAAAGUACCUCGGCGUCGACCCUGAUGCCUUUGUGCCAGACGAAGACUUUGAGGAGAGUAACCUGAUGCACGGGAUCAAUGGCAGGCUGUAUGGUAACCUCCACGGACUGGUCAUGAUGCAGGGCCAGAAGGUUGACUGGUAUCUACUGGGAAUGGGCAACGAAGUGGACAUGCACACCGUCCACUUCCACGCUGAGACUUUUACCUACAAGACGGACCGCGUGCACCGUGCAGACGUCUUUGACCUCUUCCCCGGGACUUUCCAGACCGUGGAAAUGGUGGCCGGGAACCCGGGGACUUGGUUGCUCCACUGUCACGUGACUGACCACAUCCAUGCCGGCAUGGAGACCACUUUCACCAUCAAAGCUGCAGCACCGGGAACUGAAGGCUCCGUCAUGGCGCUGCUGCUCUCACUGGCACUCGGUCUUCUGGCUGUACUGCACCAAUGAAGGGACUCUGACACUGGGGUGUGUGUGUGUGCCACCACAACACUGGUCAUUAAUGCACUUAAAAUCAAAUCCAGGGACAAAAUCACUGUUGCUUGUAGAUUUGCUCAAGGUUAUGUAUGUAAAUAUCAAGCAAUUACUGAGCGAGUCAAAGAACAACUGUACAAUCAUGUAAAGUUUAGGAUUUCUUUAUUUCGUAGGACUAAAAGAAGCAUUUUAUAUGGUGAAUUGUUUCUGUGUUGCCCUUUCCUGCCAUGUUGCACUGUGUUUGAUGUUGUUUUGCUGGUUUUGCAAAGCACUGCUUUACCAAAUAUUUUCAUUCCAGUUGUGAAUGUGCUAUAAAGACACUUAUUCGACUGU